Gorilla gorilla gorilla (western lowland gorilla) is the source of this 690-nucleotide messenger RNA. It is a transcript of the gene MAGOH, whose product is annotated as mago homolog, exon junction complex subunit. Gene Ontology annotation, biological process: RNA splicing. Lineage: Eukaryota; Metazoa; Chordata; Mammalia; Primates; Hominidae. Gene Ontology annotation, cellular component: catalytic step 2 spliceosome; exon-exon junction complex; nucleus. The record is from RefSeq and is a predicted model, not a curated record. Bases 98 to 538 code for a protein of 146 amino acids. The transcript is spliced from 5 exons.
UCACUUCCGCGCGCCGCCGCAAACGUCAGUGUCGGGCGCAGACGGCGGCAGUGCGGCUUGCUCUUGGAAGUUCAGGCUGGGUUGUCUUUUGGGAGCCAUGGAGAGUGACUUUUAUCUGCGUUACUACGUGGGGCACAAGGGCAAGUUCGGCCACGAGUUCCUGGAGUUUGAGUUUCGACCGGACGGGAAGUUAAGAUAUGCCAACAACAGCAAUUAUAAGAAUGAUGUCAUGAUCAGAAAAGAGGCUUAUGUACAUAAAAGCGUGAUGGAGGAACUGAAGAGAAUAAUUGACGACAGUGAAAUUACCAAAGAGGAUGAUGCAUUGUGGCCUCCUCCUGACCGAGUGGGCCGGCAGGAGCUUGAAAUCGUCAUUGGAGAUGAACACAUUUCUUUUACAACAUCAAAAAUUGGUUCCCUUAUUGAUGUCAAUCAAUCCAAGGAUCCAGAAGGCUUACGAGUAUUUUAUUAUCUUGUCCAGGACCUGAAGUGUUUGGUCUUCAGUCUUAUUGGAUUACACUUCAAGAUUAAACCAAUCUAGAUUGAAUAUUGGUGUGGACAUGGAGGGGGGGGGUGGGUGGGAGUAGAAAAUUUUGUGUAUAUCAGGGCAGUAUUUUUUUAUGAACUAUAAAUGAUUGUCUUUAAUAAAUAUGUGAUAAAAUCCAAUUUUUAUUAUUUUAUAAGGACCUGAAC